Molecule: messenger RNA, 762 nt
Organism: Ambispora gerdemannii
Lineage: Eukaryota; Fungi; Glomeromycota; Glomeromycetes; Archaeosporales; Ambisporaceae
Source: the annotation of a GenBank genome assembly
AUGAAAAUAAUUAAACCUACUAGCAACUCUCGCCGUAAUACUAUCCUUCUUAAUUAUCGAGAAGAAUUAACUCACCGCCCCCCCGCCACUCCCCGUCAACUGCUUCGUAUUCGCAAACCGCAAGCGGGUCGCAAUAAUCAAGGGAAAAUUACUGUUCGUCAUCAGGGGGGCGGACAUAAAAGGUUUUAUCGCUUUAUUGACUUUAAACGUCAGGGGAAGAAUGGUCUGCUGGGAAAGGUCAAAAGUAUUGAAUAUGACCCCAAUCGCACUUGCUUUAUUUCUCUUAUUAGUUACCAGGAUGGUAGUUAUGGUUUUAUUCUCACUCCCGAAAAGUUAAAAGUUGGUGAUACUAUAAUGAGCGGGGAGGGAGAAAACAUUCCCCUUCAACCUGGUAAUAGUUUACCUUUGAAAGAUAUUCCAGUUGGCACAGCUAUUCACAAUGUAGAAUUAAAGCCAGGGAAAAGAGGGCAAUUAGCCCGAAGCGCGGGCACUAGUGCGGAAAUAAUUGGACACCGAGGCAAAUAUGUUUUAGUGCGCUUGCCAUCCAAAGAAGUAAGAAUGAUACACGAAAAUUGUCGUGCUACUAUUGGCGAACUGGGCAACAAAAAACACAAUUUAGUAAGAAAGGGGAAAGCAGGGCGGAACCGCCACCGCAAUAUUCGUCCCACUGUCCGCGGUGCGGCCAUGAACGCGCGGGACCAUCCCCACGGGGGAGGAGAAGGCAAAGCCCCUAUUGGUCAUAAAUCGCCUUUAAGCCCCUGA